Molecule: messenger RNA, 2405 nt
Organism: Sarcophilus harrisii (Tasmanian devil)
Lineage: Eukaryota; Metazoa; Chordata; Mammalia; Dasyuromorphia; Dasyuridae
Gene: NDFIP2
Product: Nedd4 family interacting protein 2
Exons: 9
Coding region: 106-870 (254 amino acids)
Biological process (GO): vacuolar transport; positive regulation of protein ubiquitination; ubiquitin-dependent protein catabolic process
Cellular component (GO): Golgi apparatus; perinuclear region of cytoplasm; endoplasmic reticulum
Molecular function (GO): WW domain binding
Source: RefSeq, a predicted model, not a curated record
AGCGGGAGCCUCAGCUUCCGAGAGCCCCGGGGUCUGGGACCCCUCCUCGCUCUCUUCCCCCCCAGCCCUUCCCUAGCUCGGGAGGUUCCUGAAAGACCAGCAAGGAUGGAUCUUCACAAGCCGAUGACUACUCGCCGCUACCAAAUGCUUCAUAAUGAAGAUGAUAAUUCAGAACCACCUGCCACUGAGCCACCAUCACCUUCAACACAGACAGCACGAACUUCUCCAUCUGAACUUGAGGUUUCUCCUCCACCUUAUAGUAGCAUUACUGUGGAAGCAGCUGCAACUUCAGAAGCAGAAACUCACAGCGAAUUUUAUCCUGUGCCACCUCCUUACAGUGUAGCUACUACUCUUCCUACAUAUGAUGAAGCUGAGAAGGCCAAAGCUGCUGCAAUGGCAGCUGCUGCAGCAGAACCAUCUCUGAGACACGGACAGUUUAGGGAAUCUAGGAGUCUAUUUGAUGAAAUAUUCCUGCACUCACCAGAGGAAGAAGAGUUUCCUCCAAGAGAUGACUUCAGUGAUGCAGAUCAGCUUAGAGUGGGUAAUGAUGGUAUCUUCAUGCUGGCAUUCUUCAUGGCAUUCAUUUUCAACUGGAUUGGAUUUUGUUUAUCCUUCUGUAUAACUAAUACCAUUGCUGGAAGGUAUGGCGCCAUCUGUGGAUUUGGCCUUUCAUUGAUCAAAUGGAUCCUCAUUGUUCGGUUUUCUGAUUUUUUUACUGGAUACGUCAAUGGACAAUACUGGCUUUGGUGGAUAUUUCUUGUCCUUGGUCUCCUCCUUUUCUUCAGAGGAUUUGUCAAUUAUCUUAAAGUCAGAAAUAUGUCUGAAAGUAUGGCAGCUGCUCAUAGAACAAGAUUUUUCUUCUUGUAUUAAUGACUUCAUCGACCAGACAUUCCUUUCCUAUACUAAUGUGAAAUUUCCAGAUGAUCUGUAAGCCUGCAACCUAACAGAAGACCAAUUAGUAAAGAAAAAAUUGAAUAACAGGGUGGUUUAUGUUUAAAUCCCAUUUUUGUUCAUUCUGUUAAAUAUUUGUUAUCUUUGUUUUUUGCACAUAUGCAUAUGUUUCAUUUAAAAGGAAAGAAUUUAAAUGAUAAAACAAUUCAUAUAAUUGAAUAGAGAUAAGGUGCAGUUAGAUUUGGUUAAUCAGUGUUCAAGUACCUGAAAGACUUGAGUGAUAAACUCUCUUAUAGUAUGUAUGUACCACUGAUAUGUUGAUCUGAAGUUUAGUUGCAUAAAAAAGUUAAAUUUACUAAACAGUUUAGUUUAGGCAGGUCAGACUCUUAAUUAGUUUCAUGGACAUUAGAUUCAUCUAGUGAUUAUACAUAUAAAAUAUCCUUUGGAUAAAGUUUGCCAGAAUUUGCGCUGCUGACUAAUAAGGAGUUGUCAAGUUUUGACCAAACUUCCACCAAAACUCUUUGCCUUUGUAAAUAACCAUGCAUUAAGUUCUUUUCAGAUUUAUUUCUUAUGGAUUGUAUCUAAAUCUUUUCUUAUUCAUUUUUAAAUGAUUUACAUUUAAUAAAUAUAAAUAUAUGUCAGUCUGUUGACAUACCUAUAGAUAUGAGUGUUGAUGACAUAGAUUGUUUUGGAACAAAAUUUUAGAGGAGGUAAGUGUACCAAAUGACUGAACAAAUUUUCUUUUGAGUUUCAAUGAUAAUAACUAAGGGAGGAACUUGGUGUGUAGUGUGAUCCAUAUUAUUUGAACAACAGUUUGUUUUGAAUAUUGACAUCACAUCUAUUUAUUAAAUUAAUGGUUUGAAAAUUAUUUUUGAAUUAUAUCAAUCUCAUUUUGAGGUAACCUUUAAAAAAAGAGCUGUGUUGAUAGAUGUAGAUGUCUUUUUAGCAAGUAAUAGACUUUUUUCUUUAGGUGUUUAUUUAAGCUCCACUAACAAAAAAAAGCCUGCACUAUAAAUAACUUCUUGCUCUAUAGUAAUGAUGUUAAGUUUUGAGAAAAUCAUCUCUUGCAUCUGGACAUAUAAAACUUAUGAGAAUUACCAAUGGACUUUGUGCCAUAUUUUUAAAAUACACCUUCUCAGCCAUUAUCAACAACUGGAAUCCAGGUUGCAGUCAUAAGUUAAUGUAUUUUUCACCUUUCAAAAACAUUUCUCAGUUUUUAUUUUUAAGUUAUACUUUUACUUUUUAAAUGUUGAAAAUGGUGAUAUCUGUGUCAAAUCCUCAAAAUUAACUUUAUAUCUCUAUGGGAUUUAAAAAUGGUAAAUAUUGAUCAUUUGAUUUAUUAUAUUCUGAAGCCUACUAAAAGUGAAUAAAACUUCAGAAAGACAGAUGCUGUCUAUUUUAUUAAAUACAAGUAAAUGUGUCUAGGAUCUUCUGAAUUUCAUCUAUAUUCAUUUUCCCCCAUUGUCUUUAUGAAUGGCAAAUAAAAAUGUGUAGUUUUGUUUUGCUAAUUGAGA